GGCAAUUUUUACGUGAAAUCUGUACAGACAGGGGAACGCAACGAACCUUGCUGCCUUCCGCUGGGCAUGGGAAUGUUGUUACUGGUAUCUGGGUUGUUGCUGAUGAACUGCUGAACUCUCUCACAUUUUUAUCUCGGUUCAGGUCGGCAACUGUAACUGUUCAUCAUCCUCACAGUCCUCUCACAAUGCAACCAAUGUCCAUCAUGAUGAAGAAUUCUUUGAACGCAACACAGACUGAGUCUCAAGCUCCAGUCAAUGAUUACUCUGAGGAGAUCAAGAGCACAACCACCAGCAGAACGUUCGGCUUGGAAGAAGAAGAUCUUGGCACUCCCUCUCUGUUUGGGAAAUCACAGGAGGAUAUCAUGGCGAAGUCUUCAUCGUCGCUUCCAUACGUACUCGCCAACCCCAACAUGACAGCGAAUGAAAAGUUUGCUCUCGAGUGCUUGUUGGGUGAAAGCAUUGUCAUCCCAGAUAGCGCACCGGCGACCCGUGAAUUGUCCGUGGGCGAGCAAUAUGCUCUUGACUGCUUGCUGUCUUCCAGCAGCGAGAACGAGGGGAAGGAGAAGAUCCGACGUCAAGGCAAGAGGCGAAGCAGCUUCCAGAAAAUGUACAAGCGGUUGAGUCGGCGUUGGACCCAAACAGGCGCCGCCCCAGGUUCGCCAGCUUUCCCAGCUCAAGCUUAAUCACGCAAGCAACCCGCCUCUUUCAUUGAAUACAGCGCUAUCAUUGGUGUUCGAUUACUCUACAAUAACUCUACUCCAUUCUAAAAAUAAUUAUUUGCAUAUUUCCCUCC
This is a messenger RNA of Seminavis robusta, 793 nucleotides long. The record is from the annotation of a GenBank genome assembly. Lineage: Eukaryota; Bacillariophyta; Bacillariophyceae; Naviculales; Naviculaceae.